Lycium barbarum (goji berry) is the source of this 1720-nucleotide messenger RNA. RefSeq names its product probable ethanolamine kinase. The transcript has 10 exons. Lineage: Eukaryota; Viridiplantae; Streptophyta; Magnoliopsida; Solanales; Solanaceae. Gene Ontology annotation, biological process: phosphatidylethanolamine biosynthetic process; phosphatidylcholine biosynthetic process. Gene Ontology annotation, molecular function: ethanolamine kinase activity; choline kinase activity. Gene Ontology annotation, cellular component: cytoplasm. The record is from RefSeq and is a predicted model, not a curated record. Bases 143 to 1453 code for a protein of 436 amino acids.
AGUAGAAUAAUUAGAGCAAGGACAAUAUCGUCUUAACGUGAAAGAGACAAAACUUCUGGUUCAUGUAAAUCUAAUCGAAGAAAGCAUUGGAAUUAUUAGCUGCAAAAGAGAGUAUUAUAAAUAUUAGUGGUAGCAAAGACAUAUGGGAGCAGUUAAGAAGAUCUGGAACGCCAUGGAAGUAGCAGAUGGAGCUCCCAACACCAAAUUUGCAUCUUCGCCCCUCACCGUCGAUCAUACUCUCUCUAUUCCCCACAUGAAACCUCAAAUCGUAGAACUGUGCAAGGACUUGUUUAACCGAUGGUCAUGUCUGGAUGAUUCUCACUUCUCUGUUGAGACGGUGUCUGGUGGCAUCACAAAUUUAUUGCUAAAAGUAUCUGUAAGAGAAGAUGAUGGAAAGAAUGAAAGUAUGACAGUUAGGUUAUAUGGUCCUAAUACUGAAUGUGUCAUUAACCGUGAACGAGAACUGCAGGCAAUUCAAUACCUCUCAGCGGCUGGGUUUGGUGCCAAGUUGCUUGGAGUAUUUGGGAAUGGCAUUGUUCAGUCAUUUAUUGAUGCACGCACUUUAACACCCUCAGACUUGAGAAACCCCAAGCUUGCUGCUGAAAUUGCAAAGCAACUUCGAAAGUUCCAUCAGGUGGAAAUUCCGGGCUCGAAAGAACCUCAAGUAUGGAAUGAUGUGCUCAAGUUCUUCACGAAAGGUGCAUCCUUCACUGAACAUUCUCCAGUGAUAUUAUAUUACCGAGAAAUCAUUCAUCCCAGAUUGGAUAAUAUGUAUGGACCCUCUAGUCUCACAGACUGGAAAGCUUGUACUGAAUUAACUGCUACCACGAAAGAUCCUCUCAUGCGUGAGUGCUUUUCCAUUUUUAUAGCAUCAACUCUCCAAUUUGAUGAUGGUGAGAAGAAGAUAAAGUAUGAGACAAUUUUGUUCCAGGAAGUUCAUAAUGAAAUCAUAGAACUCAAGGAAUUGACGGACCGUCUUAAUGCCCCGGUGGUGUUUGCGCACAAUGACUUACUCUCUGGUAAUCUGAUGCUUAAUGAGGAUAAAGGAAAGCUGUAUUUCAUUGAUUUUGAGUAUGGAUCUUACAAUUAUAGGGGUUUUGACAUAGGGAAUCACUUCAAUGAAUAUGCUGGCUAUGAUUGUGAUUACACCUUAUAUCCAAGUAAGGAUGAGCAGUUUCAUUUCUUCAGGCACUAUUUGGAUUCUGACCGACCGAAUGAGAUAUCUGAUAAGGACCUUGAUGCCCUAUAUGUCGAGACCAGUAGUUACAUGCUAGCUUCACAUCUAUACUGGGCUCUCUGGGCUUUGAUCCAGGCGAAAAUGUCACCCAUCGAUUUUGAUUAUAUCAGUUAUUUUUUCCGGCGCUAUAACGAGUACAAGAAGCAGAAGGAGAAAUGCUUUGCUUUAGCUAAGUCAUAUCUCUCAAAACCCGAGCUGGGUGAAAGAUCCACUUAACACAGUUUUAGAAACUCUUAAAAGCUGUCGAUUGACACGGACAUUUAGAUUUCAUUUGCUGCAAGAUGGAAAUUGUUGUUGUAGCCAUCAGGUAGAACAGUGCAAAAUAAUUCUUUUUCCUUUGUUUUUCUGCCAAAAGUAUGUAAAAGUGUUGUUUGUAAUAUUCAUAAUUCAUUUUUUGAACAUAACUGGAUACCAUGAGGAAUAAAUGAAAUACACCUCAUCCUCCGCAAUUUCAAUGCCAAAAAAGAAGGGUAACUUUCUCCA